Molecule: messenger RNA, 1982 nt
Organism: Patella vulgata (common limpet)
Lineage: Eukaryota; Metazoa; Mollusca; Gastropoda; Patellidae
Product: serine/threonine-protein phosphatase PGAM5, mitochondrial-like
Exons: 5
Coding region: 383-1255 (290 amino acids)
Biological process (GO): positive regulation of mitochondrial fission
Cellular component (GO): mitochondrion
Source: RefSeq, a predicted model, not a curated record
AGCAUGUGUUAGCUGUCAUAUUUUUCGUAAAUGUUACCGAUGGCUUCAGCUGUCAAAGUUGCCGGUUAUAUAUGGUGUGUUUAAAUUACACAUACGCCCACCUUUGAACCGGCCGCUGUGUUCACGGGAGCAGUUAUUGCCCGUUGACUUUCGUAUCUCCAUAUCUGCGGUCAAAAAUAUUAGGGUUGACAAUGGGUAGGUAAGCCUACCAUGACGUUUAUGAUUAAAAUAUGUUACAAAAAAAAAAAAAAAAAAAAAAAAUAUCAAUGAAUGUAACUUGGGCGAUUGAUGUUUAUAUUUUGGUGUGUGACAUUUGGAAACUUAGUAAAUGAACUGCUCCCGAUCAUCCUAACUAUAGUCUAGUUAUUUUUAGCGUGAAAACAUGAGUUGGAAAAGAAACCGUUACCGUUUACUCCAGCACGUGAGGAAAUACGGUGUUGGCGUAGCAGCCAGCACAGUGGCUGUUGUAGGAAUUUGUAUAUACGUGAACAAGAAGAAUGAUUUUAAAGUAUUUGCCUCGUGGACCAAUUCGUCAGAACAAUUAGAGUACCCCAAAAUAAAAUGGGAUAACAAUUGGGACAGGAGAGAUCCCAAAUUACUUGUAAAACCUGUGAAAGAUGAGAAUAAUAAUGAUGUGAAUGAUGAGGAUGUGAAGAAACAAACACCAACAGCAACAAGACAUAUAAUAUUAAUACGACAUGGACAGUAUAAUCUCCAUGCGAAAACCCAGAAAGAAAAAUAUCUCACUGACCUAGGUCGAACACAAUCUGAUUUAACUGGAGCAAGAUUAAGAGAUUUAAACUUUCCUUACACCAGACUAGUAUCAUCUAUGAAGACCCGAGCCGUAGAAACAUGUGAUUUGAUUCAUAAGUUUUUACCUGAUUUAACUGUUGAAAGAAGCGAUUUAUUAAAUGAAGGUUUUCCUAUACCUCCAGAACCACCUGGUGAUUGGAGACCAAGAGAUUAUCUUUUUUAUCAACAUGGUCCAAGAAUUGAAGCAGCCUUCAGACAGUUUAUUCACCGUGCUACACCAGAACAAAAAACAGAUAGUUAUGAGAUUAUUGUCUGUCAUGGUAUGGUUAUUGGUUAUUUUGUUUGCAGAGCUUUACAAUUCCCUCCAGAUGGUUGGCUACGUUUUACUUCCUCUUUAGCUCAUGCAAGUUUAACAUGGCUAACAGUGCGACCUAGUGGCCGUGUUAGUUUACGUUGCUAUGGUGAUACUGGGUUUAUGGAACCAAAUCAAAUAACCUACUAAUGAUGAUUGUGGAAUUGUAACCCUUUUUUUAUUGAGAAAUUAACCGAUCAUUUACUGGAGUCGUACUUCUUUGAUUUAGGUCUAAAACUAAAUAUCAUUAAUAUCUUAAAGUGGUUUUAAUCUGCACUGUAAAUUUGAAAUGUCGACAGAUCCACACCCUUUAAAACAAAUCAACACAUCAAAUAUAAUUACAUGUAUAUCAAUAAUUUUGUUGUUGCUCUAAACGAUGUUUGUUUGUUGAAGUUUUUGACAAGAAAUAGCCUUAAUUGAUGGAUAGAAACUUGGCCCACAGUUCAUACUUUCCAUGGUCAAGUACCAUUGCCAUAAUAAACAAAGUCCUGAUUGUCAGUCCAUUUAUUGCCAAUCCAUUUAUUGCCAAUCCAUUUAUUGCCUAUCUUGGGCCAACCUGUCUGGAUAUCAUCCUAGGUUGAAGCUAGCCUUAAUUUAUGUAAGCUUAUGGCAAUCAUUGUCUAAUCCACUCGAUAUAAAAGCCAUCUGAUGGUGUAGAGAGUUGAUUAUGGGCUUGCCAUAUGAAUAAAUCUCUAAAUAAUAAUUUAUAUAACAAUUAAAGCCACCCUGCAAAAGUAAUUUUAGUAAUUUUUAUCUGAUAUUUUGUUUUAUCUGGACUAUUCUAGUCUAUUAGUUACUAAUGUUUUUAUACGCCCACAUUUUCAUGUUUAUAUAUUUAUAUACCAAGUUUUAUAAAGAUCUAUAUAUUUGAUAGUAU